Messenger RNA from Cuscuta campestris, 2391 nucleotides. The record is from the annotation of a GenBank genome assembly. Lineage: Eukaryota; Viridiplantae; Streptophyta; Magnoliopsida; Solanales; Convolvulaceae.
ACUGUCAAAUGGCGCCGUUGCCGGGGAGUGGCACGGCAUUAGUUUAAUUUCUUCUGAUUAGCUUGGGUGAAGAUUGGUUAGAACGAUCUUCUCACUUCCUUUCACCAACCACCCGUAAUAAUUAUUAUGGAUAACCCUAGUGGUUAUUACGGUCCGCCUUCUUUCUACCAAUCACCUAACCGCCCUCCGUUUCAAACCCAUCCACCUUACCACCCGCAUCAGAACCCAUACGAGGAUGACUACCAAGUCAACAAUGGGUCUGACUACUAUCCCUACCAUGAGGAACCACCAUAUUAUACCCCAUCUGAAAACUUUGGAUAUUCUCCGUACCAAGACUCUGAUGGGGAAGAUUAUUAUGAACCUCAUGGUGAUCACGAUGACUAUGACCGCAAUGGGCCUAUAUACGACGAUCAAGCUGAUCCGCUCGUCGAAGAAAUAAUAAGAUUAGAACAGAAAAUCUUCUAUUUCGACGAAGUUUUAUUCGCUGAAGGCUCCUGGUAUGAACCACCCUACUCCCGUGACUAUACCCUGUUUGCCGAAAAACAAAUUGAAGCAAACAAGGUGGCAAUUCGAGAAAGAGCGAAACUUCUCGAAUCAGUCCGGAAGGAAAAGGAGUUCGAAAGGAGAUUAUGCAAUGGAUCAGAUAUGAUGCAGAAAAUGCUGGAUGACUUCCAAAGAGAGAGACUAGAAGCCGAGGCUAAAGCUGAUAAAUUAGUCAAUGAUCUCUGUAAGGCUGUUGAACCUAAACGCUCCUUCCAAUCUCAAGAUCCACAAUUGGAGGAAGUUAAUGCUCAAAACGAGGCUCUAGAACCCAAGACCAACCCUGAACCAUCCAACCAUCAAGUGCCACUUCUAGAGGAUUUACCCGGUUUUACACCAUCACAGAAACCCGAGAGCAUAACAACUCUCGCUAGGGCUACUGUGGUGAUGUUACCUAAAUCCCUUCCUAGCCAAGUCACAACUAGCAUAGUCGUACAUGAGGUGGAACCAAUUGAGAGACCUAACUCAAAACCACCUACGCUCAUUCAAGAAAAGGAGGAGGAAGUUUUGCCUCCAGCAAUAAACAACCAUCUCCUUAAUUGUGUUCAAGACACACCUCCAGAGGAACCUGUUCUGGAGAAAGUAGAACCCAUUACCUGCCCCCAAGAUUCAAUUCAGUCCGAGCAGGAAUCUACAGACAAGGAAUUACGUUGCUCUGAUGAACUAAAUUCGUUUAUAGAAACAUGCACAACUAAUAAUUCAUCUGAAGCCUCAGACCAUACUUUCUUUGAUUCCCUACUUGACGAGUAUGACUAUGUCUGCUUGAAGGAUGGUUGGAACUUAAAGAGUUGGGAUGAACUUCUAAUGAGUGACGAAAAGGACUCUUCCUUGGGGGAGGGGCACUGGCAGGACAUCGAUGAGUUUCUGUACAACCCAAAAUGGAGGAUCCUGCUGUUCCUGCAACCACCAGCAAGCCUGGAAGUCACCAUUGAGUUUCUUUGCUCUCUCCACUUCCACAAUGACGGAGAGCAAGUAAAGUCAACAGCUGAAGUCACCUCCACCACCAAGGUCACAUUCACUCUAAUGGGUCGACUGCUGAGCCUUACUAUGGCAGACUUAGGGUGGCUGAUUGGUCUUUACACACUUGACGAGACGCGGAGCUUGGCCUUUGCUAAUCUGCCCGACCAGUUGGAUCCGGAGUUCGAUGUGAGGAAGUUCUGGAAAGCUCACGGGUAUGGACGAUAUCACAGUGGAGCAAGCAUAGCCAGGAAUUGGGUGCGUCCGUCUUGGAGGAUUUUACACCAUGCAUUGACUCACAGCUAUUUGGGCCGUUCUCGUGACUCCGAUGUAGUGUUUGAUUCUGAUAUGCUAUUUUUCUGGAGUCUGGAAGCGCGCGUACCAGUCAAUUUAGCAACUUUUGUGGCCCGAUUCCUAUUUGCUCAGUCGACUAGCAACCACCAGUUUGUCUUGUGUGGGCCAAUGGUUACGCUUCUGGCCCGAGGAUUAUGUAUGACAGUCCCUAAUCUUCUCCCAGAGGCUGCAAGCAUAUUCCGACCAUCGACAAGGUAUUUAAUCCAGAUCGCUUAUAAUAAGGAGGCACGCCCCAGAAAGCAGCAUAGAAUUCCCAUGACCCUUCGCGAGCUUUCACAGGCUAUGUUUGCAUUCCAGGAUUCUGUGGACUCUCACUUAAGGAGCAUGGAGACACUCCUCCUCACGCAACAAUGGCAGGUAGAGGAAAUACUUGAAUACACCCGGGAACAAGGAACAAAGAAGGCUGAGCAUGGGGCAGGUCCGAAACAAGAAAAACGUCAGGGAUAGUGAGAUCCCUAAUUUCUUAAUACUGCAUUCAGAACAUCAUUUUUUGGAUAUUUAUAUGAUCUUAUUUUGGAAUUUCACAUUAUGACUCUUAAA